Messenger RNA from Leptosomus discolor (cuckoo roller), 1148 nucleotides. RefSeq names its product transmembrane protein 45A (gene TMEM45A). The record is from RefSeq and is a predicted model, not a curated record. Lineage: Eukaryota; Metazoa; Chordata; Aves; Leptosomiformes; Leptosomidae.
GGUAUUGCCUAGCAGAAAACCAUGGGCAACUUCAAAGGGCAUGCCCUCCCUGGAAGCUUUUUCAUUCUUUUUGGCUUGUGGUGGUCAGUGAAGUAUCCACUGAAAUAUGCUUGUCGAAAAAACAAAAAUGCUUGCUACCUUGGUUCCAGGGCAGGAUUUCAGCGCCUGGAGUUCAUUGAGGGGAUUGUCAAAGCUGUCUUUGCCCUGAUUGGAAUGGUGGCUGAGCAGUUUGUUCCUGAUGGACCUCAUCUGAAGUUGUAUAAUUACGAGGAAAAGCACUGGGAUCACUUGAUGAACUGGCAACAUGCUACUAUGUACCUCUUCUAUGGCAUUUCAGGGUUGGUUGACAUCGUGGCUCAUGGGACCAGCGCGUUGCCAGUGGCCAUGGACAGGAUGGUGCUUUCCUUAGCAGUGUUUAUUGAAGGUUUUCUCUUUUGCUACCAUCUUCAUGGGAGAGCCAUGCUGGAUGUUCAUGUUCAUCAGUUAUUGCUAUUUGCUAUCUUUGGAGCUGCUGUUUGCAUAUUUCUGGAAGUUUUCUUCCGUGGCAGUAUUGUGCUAGAGAUGCUCCGUACAAGUCUCUGCAUAUUACAAGGCAGCUGGUUCUGGCAGAUUGGUUUUGUGCUUUAUCCUCCAAAUGGGAGCCCAGAGUGGAAUCAGACGGAUCAUACUAAUAUGAUGUUCCUGACCAUGUGCUAUUGCUGGCAUUACGCUUUUGCUUUUCUUAUACUUGCAGUGAAUUACACAAUUGUCAGCUGGGUGAUUCGUUCAAAGGUUAAACAGUCCCAGUCCAUGGAAAUGGGAUUACUGAAAACAUCUGAACGAGAUCAGGAGUCAGAAGAAGAAAUUUAAUAUGAAUAUGGCUUGACUAGCUUACCUGCUCUACCAUUAGGCUAACUGAUACCUCAUUUCUCCCUACCAUCUUAUUCAUUCUUUACUACAACCUGCUAUGCAAAUAUCAUCCCCAAGUACUGUCUAAAUCUACACAGUUACAUCUUUAUUUGUGGGGGGUAAGCUUGAUAUCAACCUGUUGCACUAGUACCUUGGUUAUCACAUGAAGAAAACCAGACUAAUAUUAGGCAGACUUGGACUGGGUGAGGUGGCAUGACGAAGUCUGUGCAUUUGCCUCAUUAAAAGCUAAGCAAAAUGUU